AUGGCUAUCAGUCCCUCGGAUGUGAAUUUGGAGCUACCAUAUAGACCGGAUGAACCGGAUCUGGUCAACCGGAAGUCAACACGAUUUAGGAACUACAUGGCAGCCACGGAGAAUAUGCUACUGCUCUUUGAACCAGAUAUUGGAGUGGACAACAACCCUGAUGCUGCGGAAAUAGGGAGAGACCUUAAUAAACUAGAACUGGACUUUACCAAAUUAAAAAGACUUCAGUUGCAACGGCAACACUUUGAGGCAUGCAUCGAGAAACGCGUAAUACCUCGAGGGUUACGCGUUCUCAAGAUGCCGACAUCAGGUAACAACUUUCCUGAGCUGCUGCUGAAAUGGCAGCAGCUCAACCUUGAAUUAAGUUUCAAUUAUAUGAGACUCCUCAAUGAGUUUCAUUUACAAGAAGAAGAGACAUUGAGGAAGAAUGAACAAAGCAAUGGCCUUGUGCACAGAAACAAUGCUGAACGUAAUAUUGAUAGUAAUGUAAAUGUAACUGGAGCAGUGCUUGCUAACACUGAAUCAGCUAGAAUUCAUGGUGAUGAAGGUGUCAAUGUUGGAAUUUCUAAUGGGAUCAACACUAACAGUAUGACUGAGAAUGUUAAUGAUGUUUUAGUUGAAAACACAUCAGAUGUUGUUCAUAUUGUUUAUGAAGGCAACAAUGCAGUUCCUGUUUUAAAUACAGGUAAUAUGGCUAAAGAUAAUAUGGAUAUAAGGAGUGAACCUCUUUUCCACUAUAUUAAGAAUGUUCACUUUUGGAACAAAAAUGGUGAAGAAGUAUUAUUUGAUAUAAAUGGUGACCCUCCAGCAAUGUUCAGCAUAGUAAACUGGCAAGUAACAUCAGAAAACUCUUUCAGGUAUCAGGAUGUUGGCCGUUUUGAUGCCACUGCUGCAGAAAACCAAAAACUAACAGUGGACAUACCUGCUAUAUUAUGGAAUGAAGGUCAUGGAAAGAUUCCACAGUCUUUCUGCAGUGAAAGUUGUUCUUCUGGCUAUAGGAAAGUACCUCAGCCAGGCCAGCCAAUCUGCUGCUUCAGCUGUAUCAUGUGCUCUCAGGGAGAAAUUUCCAACCAAACCAAUUCCAUUGAUUGCCUGAAGUGCCCUAAAGAUGGUUGGCCUAAUGAGAGAAAAGACAAGUGCAUAAAGAAAGUAACUGAGUUCCUUUCAUAUGAAGAGCCUCUAGGCUCUGCACUGACUGCCGUUUCCAUAUUCUUAGAAACAACCACUGCCAUCAUCCUAACAGUCUUUAUAAAGUACCACCACACACCUGUUGUCAAGGCCAACAACCAAGAGCUUAGCUAUUGCCUUUUAUUCAGUCUCAUGCUGUGCUUUGUCUGUUCAUUCAUUUUCAUUGGCCACCCUACACAUGUGACAUGUAUGCUUCGCCAAAAUGUAUUUGGCACCAUUUUUACAUUGGCUAUCUCUUGUGUUUUAGCCAAAACUGUUGUGGUGGUCAUUGCCUUCAAUGCUAGCAAGCCAAACAGCAACCUGAGGAAAUACACAGGACCAAGACUGCCAAAAGUUUUAGUUAUGCUUUGUACAUCUAUUCAGAUAAUAAUAUGUGCUUCUUGGUUAAUUAUUUCUCCUCCAUUUCAAGAUGAAAAUGCUGCUUCUGAAACAGGGAGGAUCAUUAUAGAAUGUAAUGAAGGCUCACCUAUAGCAUUUUGGUACAUGAUGUCUUACAUGGGCCUUUUAGCUGUUGUAAGCCUCGUAGUUGCAUUUCUGUCCAGAAAGCUCCCAGACAGCUUUAAUGAGGCUAAAUUCAUCACAUUCAGUAUGCUGGUAUUUGUUUGUGUGUGGUUGUCAUUCAUUCCAGCAUAUCUGAGCACACAGGGGAAGUAUACAGUGGCUGUGGAAAUAUUUGCCAUUGUAUCCUCUGGGGGAGGACUGUUGCUUUGUAUAUUUGCUCCUAAGUGCUACAUUAUUCUGUUUAGACCAGAUAUGAACACCAGAGACUAUCUAAUGGGAAAGGGUGCAUUUAAGAAUAGUAAAGAUUAAA
Protopterus annectens (West African lungfish) is the source of this 1999-nucleotide messenger RNA. RefSeq names its product vomeronasal type-2 receptor 26-like. The record is from RefSeq and is a predicted model, not a curated record. Gene Ontology annotation, molecular function: G protein-coupled receptor activity. Gene Ontology annotation, cellular component: membrane. NCBI's taxonomy places the organism in Eukaryota, Metazoa, Chordata, Ceratodontiformes, Protopteridae. The transcript is spliced from 5 exons. The coding region runs from base 1 to 1998 and encodes 665 amino acids. Gene Ontology annotation, biological process: G protein-coupled receptor signaling pathway.